Leptinotarsa decemlineata (Colorado potato beetle) is the source of this 498-nucleotide messenger RNA. RefSeq names its product cytochrome c oxidase assembly factor 6 homolog. Lineage: Eukaryota; Metazoa; Arthropoda; Insecta; Coleoptera; Chrysomelidae. Gene Ontology annotation, cellular component: mitochondrion. The record is from RefSeq and is a predicted model, not a curated record. Gene Ontology annotation, biological process: mitochondrial ATP synthesis coupled electron transport; respiratory chain complex IV assembly.
UAACUGCAACCAAGACAUAUUGAUGUGGAAUUUAGAAUUAAGAGGAGGAAGACAGGGAUAGGGUCUUGAAGGUUGAAGGAUUAUGUAGUUCUUUAUUUGUAGGUUAUUAUUCCUGUGAGCUGGUGGUUGUCAAAAAAGCAGGGUGAAUCUGAAAAAAAGAUAUUUUGUCAAUAAACCAUAUAUUUGUAUAACCUCAUGUCGUUUCCAACGAAAGAAGAACGUGCGCAGUGUUGGAGUUCGCGUGAUGAAUACUGGAGUUGCCUGGACAAGAACAAAUCUUCCGAAGGAGACAACAUUUGCAUGGAAUUCAGGAAAAUGUACGAGAAAAACUGCACCGCUCAGUGGGUGAAACACUUCGACAGGAAGAGGAAUUAUCUAUUGUUUAAAGAAAAAAUUGAAAAAGACGGGUACGAGCCUUUGAACGAAAAUAAUUGAUUUACAGUUUGUACAUAGUUGUGUGAGGUGUUUGUGCGUAAUAAAGUUUUUUGGUAGAGUUUU